This is a messenger RNA of Linum trigynum, 5673 nucleotides long. Lineage: Eukaryota; Viridiplantae; Streptophyta; Magnoliopsida; Malpighiales; Linaceae. The record is from the annotation of a GenBank genome assembly.
UCGCUCAAAUUUAAAAUUACAUGUAAGAUUCGUAAUAAAUUUAAAAAAUAGAUUAGCUGGUAAGACUUUAGCCCCUUCUCCAUUUAUCGCAGUUCAAAUCAAACUUCAUCAUUCAGAUUUCCAACUCCACCAAAUGAGUAAGCAAAUAGGAGAAUGAUGAGGGAGAGGAUGAACUAGGGUCUCACUCUCACACAACCAAAAAAAUAAUAAUUCAUCUCAUUCAUUCCCCUCUUUUGUUCUUUUGUAGAGAGUGCCCCCUCUCCAUUUAUUGCCCAUCUUCUCUAUCCCUGUCCUUUGCUUGCUACUUAGCUCUCUCUUCUUCACCCUCCAUUGCUCUUUUCAAGCCAAGCCCUCCUCUCUCUCUCUCUCUCUCAUUGCAUCCCACCCUUUCUCCAUUCCCAUAUUCAGUCCAUAGCUAGCUUUGUUUUGAACAUUUUCAAUUUCUUGCUAGUUUAGUCCCUAGCUGCUGGAGCUUGCCUUCCUCUUUCCCAAUUAACCCACAAAAUUAGGGUUAGUUUUCUGCUGUUGGAGUAGCUGAUCUGAAUUAAAGGCAACAAGCUUGGACAAAGCAGGCACCUAAUACAGUCUACACAGCUUGGGCUAGCUUCCAUAGAGGUACAGCGAGUUAUAUUUGGUACCCAAAUCCCUAUUUAAUUUUCUGCUAAAAUUUUUCACUGCUUCGUGAUGAAGAAGGUGAUCACUAGGUAUUAAUUUCUACAUAUACCACGUACGUAAAUAACAAAGUAGAUCUUUUUUACUUCUUCUUCUUCACCAUACCAUGUUGGUGUGUUUUUGUUGAUUUAGGGCUUGGCUACAUAGUUGUCUGUCUGUCUUCAUACCAUGAUAUCAUGUAGCUAGAUAGUGAGACUAGCUAUUUACAGAAACAAAAGGGAUAUUUGAACACUGUGUUUGGAUGGGGAGCGAAAGAGAGAGAUGAAGACAUUGAAACUGUUGAGAUCUCGUGCUAGCUAGCUUAAUUAUGAACCUUCACCUCAUCUCAUCACAAGGGUUUUCCACCAUGUCCCCCGUUCUUCUCUGUUCUCUUUUUCGUUUGAGUUUUUGUUCAAAGGAUGUGAGGCAAGUUGACUCGAGAGAGAGAGAGAGAGAGAGAGAGAGAGAGAGAGUGUGAUUUGAGAUGACAAAAGACAAACUCUGAGAAGAGGGCAAGGCAGGCUGCAGAGAGUGCGUGUAAGUAAAGGAGGAGAGGGGCAGACUGUUAGUUGCUUGCUUGCUGCAGCAGAUUUCAAUUCAAGGACGAAGGAUUUGGCCGGCAACCCAACCUAGAAAGUAAAAACCACAAAUAAUAAGUAACAGGAAUAAAGAAAGAAAAACGUAUAGCUGCAGUGUUAGUACAUGAUCAAGGUUUUCGAUUUGGUGUGGAAUUCAAGGUUGAUUUCCCAUAAGGUCACCCAUUCUCGUUGUACUCCACACUGAACACGUUUAACUUCGGAGUUCUCAUAAUAACUCUUUCAUUUCACCCCAAAACACGUCAUGUCAGUUAAGAUCGGUUUCUUACUUAUAAACCAUGGAUCUCUCCCGUACUUUGUCGAUGUGGGAUUCGCCUAAGGUGUUACACAAACACCGUGUGUCAGAUCAGAAGGCCAGCUUUAAUAAUUAAGGUUUGCAGAAAGAAAAAAAAACCAUACAUGGAAUUCAAUCAUGCGUAUGAUAUAUGAUAUAUCCACUGGGUUUCUAUCUGUGUGAGAGAGAGAGGAUGGAUAGAUUGAAGAGAGGAAGGAAGGGGGUAGAGAUCAGAUUCAGGGUCGCAGAAUUUGUCAAAUUAUGCAUCGAUCUUGUACAUACGAGUCUGACCCAUAUAUAUAUAUAUUUUCCUUCUACCGUCAUCCAUGAUUUUACUUUCUUGCUUCCUUUCUUCUCCAUUGGUGGUGAAGCUUUUGUUUUAAAUCAGGUAACAAUUUCAGGAAGAGGGUAGUCUAGUCUUGUGUGUUAGAGAGUGGUAUAAGUAUAUAAGAUCUAGCAGAAACUUCUCCCAACAAUUUGAGUUAUUGGGACCAACUGGUUUAUGACAUGGUAUCAGACCUGGUUUGACCAAGUGGUCGUGUGUUCGAAUCUCCACGACCCCCAAUAUUAACAGUUGAUUAAAACACAAGGUAUGUGGGGCCUGUGCAAACUUCAAGCCCGUGAGUUGGCUUUCGUUUGAGGGGGCGUGUUAGAGUGUGAUAUAAAAUUCAUCAUAAUCUUCUCCCAACAACUCGAGUUAUUGGAACCAACUGGUUUAUGACAUUGUGUGUAAGCAUAACAUUUGUAGUCAAACCCACCCAAUCCGACAGAGAAGAACCGAAUCUGACACACAUUUUUUUCUUUUCUUUUGGGAAUUGAGAUCUCGAACCAUGUUUCCUAGUUCGAGUAUCAAACUAGGGGUUUCUUCUAUUUUUAGGAAUGAGGUUAGGGUGUGUCUAAUAAUAAGUCAUUUUUGCUAAUCAGAUAUUGGUCUAGUAGUAAUUAAUAUCACUAGUAUUGAACUAAGAGGUUUUAGUUCGAAUCCCUUAAGCAUAUAUAAGAGAAUUGAAAAAAUUAUCGGAAUUCGAUGAAUUUGCAUUUUUAGUAAACAACAACAACAAAAAAAUAAACAUAUAAAGAUGUCCUUGUACCGUUGUUCGUGCUCAAAUUUUGUACUCAAGAUAGAGGAACUACAUCAAGGGAGUUGCCUUAAAAAUUAAAAAUGAUAGGACACAUAGCUAAUUGGUGUGAAUGUAUUAUUAAUUUAUUAUACAUGUUAAAUGUCUUUGUUAUAUAUAAUAUAUAUACGAGACUCGAUGUUUUGAACUCGUCGAGAUGUCAUGUUCUCAUCUAAUAUUAUCAUCCGAUUAAUUUUCUUUAAUCUUUAUUUAGAAAGUGAAAUAAAAGUCAGUAUAUAAAUUGUUUAAAAAAAACAAAUACACACUCGUAGUAAUUAAACAAGUUAUAAUAAUAAAAUAAUAAUAAUAAACGAGAAAAUGAAAGAAACAAAAGUAAGUUUUACCUUGUCGAAGAAUAAUGAAGAAAACUAACAAAGGUCGCACUUAACUUUGCACACGUUUUUUUUGUUUAUAGUUUUGAUCAUCCAACCCCUGCAAUGGCGGCUUCAUCCUCAUCAACCUCGGCAUCCACAAGCAACAACAGCAACUCAUCGUACAACUCGCCGUGCGCGGCGUGCAAGUUCCUCCGCCGGAAGUGCACCCCGGGGUGCAUCUUCGCUCCUUACUUCCCGCCGGAGGAGCCGCACAAGUUCGCCAACGUCCACAAGAUCUUCGGCGCCAGCAACGUCACCAAGCUCCUCGCCGACCUCCCACCUCACCAGCGCCACGACGCCGUCGCCUCCCUCGCCUACGAGGCCGAGGCGCGUGUCCGCGACCCCGUCUACGGCUGCGUCGGCGCCAUCACGUUCCUCCAGCGCCAGGUCCACCGCCUCCAGAAGGAGCUCGACGCCGCCAACACACACCUCAUCCGCUUCGCCGCCGCCACAACAAACGACGUCGUCAUCCCAGCUGCCACGUUGCCGCCGCCGCCGCAGCCGUUUGAUCCCUUGGCGGUGAUGAGUAGGAGGAACGUCGGAGGAGGGUAUUAUGGUAAUAGUAAUAAUAAUAAUAAUAAUAACAUGGGGCUGCCGCCGUUUCCUUACGGCGGUGGUGGAGGGCUUCCUUGGAGCGAUGGGGAUCAUGGUGGUGGUGGUGGGAGUAUGUGAAUAUAUGCUCUUUCCUUAGAUCGUGAAAUAAUGGGUAAGAAAGUAGCAGCAGAGCAGGUAGGGUUUUCGUGCCUAUAUGGAGAAGAAGGCAUGGGAAAGUCUACAUAUUCAGCUCAGCUACUAGUACUGUCGUGUAUUUAUAUAUAUUUCAUAAAGUCUUGUAGCAGCACAUGAUGAUGGACUGCCAUUUUGCUAUGCAACUUGUAAUUUGUUUAUAUAAUAUGUUUCCGUAUGCUGCUAGAAGAAGCUCAAACGAGGGCUAGCUAGUAGGGGUGGCUAUAGGGUUCGGUCCGGUUAAAUUGGUCUGGUUUUAGUUAGGUUUUUUUUUUUUCCGGGAAUAUAAGGACCAAAGAUUGAAUUGGAUACAUUCUGGUCUUGACCCGGUCCGAUCUAUUUUCGGUCUUGAUUUUAGAUUGAGCUUGUGGGGAAUUGAGUGACUUGAUGCCUCAAAGGGUGAAGAGUUGGUUAAGUUUUUGGUGUUGGACUCUCUUAUCCGGUCUUUAUCCGGUUUUUGAUCCGGUCUCAAAUCUAAGCCCAAAGAUGGGAUUGGAUUGUUUGCUAUCCGGUUCCAGUCCGGUCUCGGUCCGGGUUAUACGGUCCGGUUUCGGAUAAAACCAAAUAGCUCGGACCAAAUAGCUAGCCUACUAGCUGGGGCUGGCUAUUUGGUCCGGGUUUUUUAGUUUUAUCCAAAACCGGACCGGGACCAGAUAGUACACAAUCCAAUCCAAUCUUUGGGCUUAGAUUUGAGGUAAAAAAUGAUUUGUGACCGGAUCGAAAACUGGAUAAAGACCGGAUAAGAGAGCUCAACACCCAAAAUUUAAGGGUAAUUUGCAUAAACGGUCACAAACCUUUGCACUUGGUACAAAACUUAACCAACUCCUCACCCUUUCAGACCUUAGGUCACUCAAAUCCCACAAGUUUAAUAUAAAAUUAAGACCAAAUUGGGACCGGACCGGGUCAAAACGGGACCGGAUCAAGAUCGGACUGUAUCUAAUCCAAUUUGGUCCUUAUAUUUUCAAAAAGACCGAACUGGACUGGAUUAAUUUGAGCCAAUUUAACCGGACCGGGUCGUAUAGCCACCCCUACUAGCUAGGUGAUUAAUUAGUCUGCAUGAGCAAUAACAGACUCGCUACUAGAGAAGCAUGUGCAUGUUGGGGCUGCUGCUAAAUUCUCUAUUCUUCUUUUUUCUGCUGUAUCUUUUGGUUUGGGGAAUAAACGGAGAUGUGGUACGCAGUUUGAUUAAUAAAGGUGGCGUGCUGAUCGAUUCUCUAUUUCGGCCGAGUCUACUGCUUAUAGCUAUAGUAUGUAUGGCCUUUACAGUUUACAGUUACCUUUUUUAUAUAUAUUCUUGCCCUUCUUUUGUGGUUGUUUUUCUAAACACUUCCACUAUUUUGUAAAGUGCAGGGGAUAACAUGCGUCAAUAACCAUGUAGGGCUGUUAAUAAGGCGAGUCGAACCGAAUUUUGUUUUGUUCAGGUUUAGUUCAUUUAUAAACGAGCUGAACGCGAGUUCGGCUCAUUUAUGAAUGAGUUGAGUCGAGCAAGGCAAGAGCUAGCUCAAUUAUUGAAUUUUGGCUCAUCAUUAAAAUCGAAAUUUCGAUUCGAUCUCAACUCUAAGAUCAUUUAUAAAUUAAAUACCCUAAUAUUUAUAUGUCAUACAUAUAUGGUACAUGUGAUUAACUGAUCUUCAUGUCAUAUAUGAGACAUAUUUGCUCAAAUACUCAAAUUAUUAACAUCACAUGAGGCGAGGUAUACAAUUUAAUAAAUCUAUACAUCAUUAACAAACCAAAUCAUAAGAUAUAGAUAGAUUUUCUCAUAAGUCACAAUCAAAUUGGCUUGCUAGUUACGAUGUUGAGGCAUCUCUUGAGCUCAAAAUGAGAUAGUUGGUGAGUGGAACUCAACAAGCCACCUAAUAGAGCUACUUCACGAGCCUCACGAGCGGAACAAGGUUGAUCUCAAGCUCGGCUUUUAAUAAACGAAUCGACCUUUU